Messenger RNA from Pistacia vera, 747 nucleotides. RefSeq names its product glucan endo-1,3-beta-glucosidase, basic isoform-like. The transcript has 2 exons. Gene Ontology annotation, biological process: carbohydrate metabolic process. NCBI's taxonomy places the organism in Eukaryota, Viridiplantae, Streptophyta, Magnoliopsida, Sapindales, Anacardiaceae. Gene Ontology annotation, molecular function: hydrolase activity, hydrolyzing O-glycosyl compounds. Bases 1 to 747 code for a protein of 248 amino acids. The record is from RefSeq and is a predicted model, not a curated record. Gene Ontology annotation, cellular component: cell wall; plasma membrane.
AUGGUAUUUCUCGGGUUGCUUAUUAUUAUGGCCACCCUACAUGCAACAGAAAGAAUCGCAUCUAGUCAAGCCGAAGCAGAUUCAUGGGUGCAAAACAAUGUCAAAAACUAUGGCGAUGUCAAAUUCCGAUACAUCGCAGUUGGAAAUGAAGUAAAACCUAGUGAUAAUUUUGCACAAUUUUUAGUCCCGGCCAUGCAAAACAUACAGAAUUCCAUUGCUUCAACUGGUCUUCAAACCCAAAUUAAAGUAUCCACUGCUAUUGAUACUCGUUCUCUUAGUGAUCAAUCCUAUCCUCCAUCUCAAGGUUCCUUUAGAGAAGAAUAUCUACCCAUUCUAAAUCCACUCAUUGGCUUUCUAAAAACAAACCAAGCUCCAUUACUGGUUAACUUAUACCCUUAUUUCAGCUACAUUCAUGAUCCUCAAAACAUUCAUCUUGAGUAUGCUCUUUUUACAGCUCACACAGAUGUGGUCUCAAAUCCUUCGUAUAACAAUCGUAAUCUUUUCAAUGCAACAUUGGAUACCGUUUACGCGGCACUUGAGAAGGCGGAUGGGGGCGCCUUGGAGAUCGUUGUGUCGGAGAGUGGAUGCCCUUCGGCGGGUGGAAUUGAAACGAGUAUUGAGAAUGCGAGAACUUAUAACCAGAAUUUUGUUCAACAUGUGAAAGGAGGAGGAGGAGGGAGUCCGAGAAGGCCUGGAAAGGAAAUAGAAACUUAUGUCUUUGCCAUGUUUGAUGAGAAUAAGGAAUAA